This is a messenger RNA of Hermetia illucens (black soldier fly), 1339 nucleotides long. RefSeq lists its product as uncharacterized. Bases 44 to 1309 code for a protein of 421 amino acids. The transcript has 2 exons. The record is from RefSeq and is a predicted model, not a curated record. Lineage: Eukaryota; Metazoa; Arthropoda; Insecta; Diptera; Stratiomyidae.
UCUCUUUAGUUGCCUUGAUCGUGAAGUGCUAUUAUACUUUAACAUGCCUUGCUCAAUUGUGGAAGAAUCUUCUAAUAAGCCGUCCUGGCUUUCAGAGCAAUACGUUCAAGAUGCGCUCCGAAAAUAUAUCAAAGACAAUUCCCUUGAAAUAGUGAAAUUAGAAAUAGUUCCGGCAUCCUCGAAAGGUGAUAAUUAUUGUGGUGUUAUGACGAGAGUUAGAGUUCAGUUCACAAGUGAUGAAUGCAAAGGUAUCCAAUCGGGAAGUUAUGUCCUAAAGUCUACAUUAGAGGAUGCUGCUGAUUCCAUUGCAACUAAUGUAAUGGAGGAAUAUAACAUCUACAACCAUGAACUUGAAAUGUACGGCACAAUAUUCCCAAAGUUCAGAGAUAUUCUAGCAACCAUUGGCUAUCGUGAAGACUUGGUACCUAGAACUGUAACCAUAGAUUAUGAUCAUAAAAGCAUCUUUUUCGAGGAUCUAACAGCGCGUGGUUUUUUAAUGCCCAAUGUAAAAAAGGGCUUCAAUGCGGAACACGCUAAAAUGAUUUUGUCGAAGGUGGCAAAAAUGCACGCAGCAUCAGUCCUGUUGGAUCAAGAAAACCCUAAAAUGUGUCGGAAAUUCGAUCGAGGCAUUUUCAAUAAACAUAAUCAAGGAUUUACUCCAUUUUUUGCCGGGAAUUUUGAGGUAUGCGCUCGAAUGGUUCGUGAUUGGGAAGGAUAUGAAGUGUAUGGUGAAAAAUUGAUGAAGCUUGUCCCGAAAUUUAUGGAGUAUGGGACGAGGGCUAUGGAACCGAGAAAACAUCAUUUCAAUGUUUUAACGCAUGGAGACUUGUGGUGCAAUAAUACAAUGUUCAAAUACAAUGACAAAGGAGAACCUGUGGAUGUUGUCCUUUUGGAUUUCCAAUUUAGCUGUUGGGCAUCUCCCACUGUGGAUUUACAUUACUUUUUAAACUCAUCUCUGGUGGAGGAUCUGCGGUUUAAUCACAUCGAGGAGUUUGUUCACUUUUACUAUUUGAAUUUACGAAAAACGUUAGAGGAUUUAGCAUUCCAAGGAAAGAUACCCACUCUUCAACAAUUUUGGAUGGAAUAUAUGGAAACAGCUUUCUAUGCGCUUUUCACAUUGACAAUUACGCAACCUGUAAUGCUCAAUGAAAUCGUGGAGGAUGCAUCGCUCAAUCGAUUUUUAGAGGGGAAUACGGAAAAGUCUAUGCAACUUCGUUAUGCAAUUUUCAGUAAUCCAAAAGUUCAGGAUAAUCUCCGAAGGUUGUUGCCAGUUUUUGAUAGGAGAGGUCUACUGGAUCUCCAGUCUUGAAUAUAUAGGAUGUUGUUUUUAAGUGCAGAU